ACUAAGCAAGAAAGGCUCCCGACUCCGAGGUCCACCAUUACCCCUGAAAUGUUCUGCAUUAGAAGAUAUUGCUGAUCUGAUUUUGAAGAACUUUUACAAGAAAAUAAUUGUUAUGGUGGGUGCAGGAAUUAGUACAGCAAGUGGCAUACCUGACUUCAGGACACCAGGCUCUGGCCUGUACGACAACCUGGAGAAGUACAAUGUUCCAUACCCGGAAGCCAUUUUUGACAUUGAUUACUUUACCUACAACCCUCAGCCUUUCUUUGCUCUUGCCAAGGAAUUAUAUUCAGGAAAAUACAAGCCAAAUGUCGUUCACUAUUUUCUGAAGCUGCUGCAUGAAAAAGGCUUGUUACUGAGAUGCUACACACAGAACAUUGAUGGACUAGAAAGAAUGGCUGGGAUCCCUCCAGAAAAGCUUGUCGAAGCUCAUGGAACUUUAUCCACUGCAUCGUGUCAUUUGUGUUACACACCUUACCCUGCAAAAGAGGCACAGGAUUGCAUUAUGAACGGUAAUUCUCCUCGCUGCAAUGUCUGUUAUGGAGUUGUUAAGCCGGAUAUUGUUUUCUUCGGUGAAGACCUUCCAAAAAGUUUUUCUAACUUUUCAAAGGAUUUUCCUAAGGCUGAUCUACUAAUUGUAAUGGGGACAUCAUUAGAGAUUGAACCCUUUGCCAAUAUUGUACAUGCUGUGCGCCCAAAUGUCCCACGGCUUCUAAUCAACCGCGAUCUUGUUGGUCCAUUUAAGAACAAGCCAUCAAGAAGCACAGAUGUUGUCGAGCUGGGUGAGCUCUGCGUGGUCACCAGAAAGUUCAUAAGUGCCCUGAACUGGCAGACAGACCUGGAUGACUUAAUUAAAUCUCAAAAGCUCUAGUGUGGAUUCCAUUCUCAAAAUGUCAUACUACAUAAAUUGAGUUGCUAUACAAGAUGUCCUUUGAUCCAGAAGUGAUGAAGACCGACCACUGAUUAACACUAGAAAUCUACAGGGCAUUGAUGAUGAUUUUAUUUUUGUAUACCGAUGCCCCAAUGCACUACAGCACUUAAUAUAUCAAUUGCAUUUAUUUUAUCAUAAAUAUAAGGGAAAUCUCAACCUUUUUUUUAAAUCUAGGAAGAAAGUUUGCAAAUAUGUCAAUAAAUUCUAUUAAAGUUGCCCCUUCCCCUAGACACUGAGCCACUUUUCCACAUAGGCUGUGUUCGGUACGGCAGCUCAGCCUCCUACACUUGAAUAUAGAGAAGCUGCAAUACCAGAGCCAAUGGAUCAGUUGUCGCUGUCAGGCAAAAUCGGAAUAUAAAUGCCAUUAAGUUUUAAUCAUAUUGAUUUAAAGGUUUGGGGAUUUUAU
Molecule: messenger RNA, 1334 nt
Organism: Bufo gargarizans (Asiatic toad)
Lineage: Eukaryota; Metazoa; Chordata; Amphibia; Anura; Bufonidae
Product: NAD-dependent protein deacetylase sirtuin-3, mitochondrial-like
Exons: 6
Coding region: 113-868 (251 amino acids)
Molecular function (GO): histone deacetylase activity, NAD-dependent; NAD+ binding
Source: RefSeq, a predicted model, not a curated record